This is a messenger RNA of Olea europaea var. sylvestris, 2084 nucleotides long. RefSeq names its product probable polyamine oxidase 2. Gene Ontology annotation, cellular component: peroxisome. The record is from RefSeq and is a predicted model, not a curated record. Gene Ontology annotation, biological process: polyamine catabolic process. NCBI's taxonomy places the organism in Eukaryota, Viridiplantae, Streptophyta, Magnoliopsida, Lamiales, Oleaceae. The coding region runs from base 430 to 1869 and encodes 479 amino acids. The transcript has 10 exons. Gene Ontology annotation, molecular function: polyamine oxidase activity.
UACAUGUCUACAACUGACAUGUUUGCAACGGAAGAAACGCACAUGUUAAGAAUUCCAUACAUCUUUCUAUAUCUUUCUUUCAAUUUUCUUUCGAACUUUCCAUAACUAAUUUUAUUUUCUUGAUAAUCCCAAAUUUAACUUCGUUCUAUAUUUGGAGUUACACGAAUCCGAUACUGGGAUUUUUGGUUAGGUUUGAAAUACGUAUGAGCUGUUUGCUGAAUCUGCGUCUUUCUUCAAAUUCAAAUAAUUUCAUCACUUGCCUUCUUAUUUCUGUUCUCCAUUGCUCUAAGAUCACAGUCGUUCGUAUUUCUUUUGUUGUUAAGAUUAUUCAACUUAUUUUCGAGAUUCAGCUUAAAUUUUCAAAUCUUUUUUUAUAUUGUAAUUAUCAUUAUUUUCUUGAUCGACGUUGAUUUUCGUUGAAUUGGAAUCAUGGAGUCAGAGGACAAGAGUGAUUGCCAAAUGCAAAGAGUAUCCUCUCCAUCAGUCAUUGUCAUAGGCAGUGGUUUUGCUGGCAUUGCCGCUGCACGAGCUCUUCAUGAUGCUAUGUUCCAGGUUAUUGUGUUGGAAUCACGGAACAGAAUUGGUGGUCGAGUUCACACCGACUAUUCAUUUGGUUUUCCUGUUGACUUGGGCGCUUCAUGGUUACAUGGUGUUUGCAAGGAGAACCCAUUGGCACCUCUUAUCGGGAGACUGGGACUACCUCUGUAUCGUACAAGUGGGGACAACUCAGUUUUGUAUGACCAUGAUUUAGAAAGCUACGCGUUGUAUGAUUUUGAGGGAAAUCAAGUUCCUCAAGAAUUAGUCUCAAAGACUGGCAAAACAUUUGAGAGCAUCUUGAGAGAGACUGAUCUAGUAAGACAGGAAUUUAGCGGGGACAUGUCUAUACAACAUGCAAUUUCCAUUGUUUUUGAGAGAAGGCCAGAUUUAAGGUUGGAGGGGCUCGCUCAUAAGGUGCUGCAAUGGUACCUGUGCAGAAUGGAAGGAUGGUUUGCUGCGGAUGCUGAUACCAUAUCAGUUAAAUGCUGGGACCAGGAAGUGCUGCUUCCUGGUGGGCACGGGUUUAUGGUCAGGGGUUAUCUUCCUGUUAUUAAUACACUGGCAAAAGGUCUUGACAUCCGGUUGGGCCAUAGAGUUACGAAGGUAGUUAGACAUUAUAAUGGAGUGAAAGUAGUGGUUGAAGAUGGGAGAACCUUUACAGCAGAUGCUGCAGUUGUUACCGUACCUCUUGGUGUUCUAAAAUCUUAUUGUAUCGAAUUUGAGCCGCGGUUACCCCAGUGGAAGGAAGAAGCUAUUAAUGAUCUUGGAAUUGGGAUUGAGAACAAGAUAGUUCUUCUCUUCGAAAAGGUGUUUUGGCCAAACGUAGAGUUCCUGGGUGUUGUUGCAGAGACUUCUCAUGGGUGUAGUUAUUUUCUUAAUCUACACAAAGCCACUGGUCAUUCUGCCCUUGUUUACAUGCCAGCGGGGCAACUGGCCCGUGACGUUGAGAAAUUGUCAGAUGAGGAAGCUGCUAAUGUUGCUUUUAGGCAACUUCUAAAGCUCCUUCCAAAUGCUUCUCCACCGAUACAGUACCUUGUUUCUCAUUGGGGAACAGACAAAAACUCUCUGGGCUCUUACAGCUACGAUACAGUCGGGAAAUCCCAUGAUCUGUACGAGAGGCUAAGGAUCCCGGUGGAUAACCUAUUUUUUGCCGGGGAAGCUACAAGUAUUGAUUACCCUGGUUCAGUCCAUGGAGCAUACUCCACUGGCUUGAUGGCUGCUGAGGACUGCAGAAUGCGCGUCUUGGAACGAUAUGGAGAGUUGGACCUUUUUCAGCCAGUCAUGGGAGAGGAGGUCCCAGUAUCAGCGCCCAUAUUGAUCUCCCGUAUGUAGUGUAAAUUAUUCUCAAGUAGCAAGGUUGGAGUUGGCUAACACAAGACGCGCUGAAUGCUUCGUGAGGAAUUGUGGAAAUCAAAAGGUUUUCCAAUGAAUGAUCGAAGCAUCAGUUAUUGUCGGCUUUCUGACCUUCAUUGCAAAUAAAUAAAUUAUGAUUGAACAAUUUGUAGUAGAAAAAGUUGUCUUCAAUCAUCUCUCUUUGAACUUUUCUA